AUGUGCUCAGUGUUCACGCAGUUCCCAAUGCGACUGAUCACUUUGGAGUCAAGAACAUCAAAGUGGACAGUUACGGGGAUGGAUGAAAUACACAAUAACCCAAUGAGCCCCAGAAGUCUAGAGAGGAGCGGCCACAUCACCUUCAUAGAUGAAAAUGUUCUAUAUGUUUGGGGAGGCUACCAGGGAGAAGAUGGAGAAGACGUGGUGUUGCCUGGUGAUGAGAUAUGGCUGUUAGAUUUGUACAGUGGGACAUGGCAGCAGAGGGAGCUGACUGGGGACGUUCCUUCUGAUCUGACUGGGUUCUGUGGAUCCUUUCUGAAUGGGACACUGUAUAUUUUUGCAGGAUGUGACAGCAGUGGUUACACAAACCAUAUGUUUACUGUGGACCUUAGGAGCGAGUGUUAUGUGUGGAUAAGAAUCACAAACACGUCUGGAAAGACCCCCUCUCCUCGAAAGAAUCACUCGAGCUGGGUGCAUCAGGACAGAAUAAUAUACUUUGGUGGCUAUGGAUGCAAGACAAUGAGGGAAGUACAAAAUGGAGAUUCAUCAAACUUCACUGUCGAGGAUAUGUCCUGGACGACAAUCGAGGGUACACUGUACAGGUGCUGGGGCUGGAACAAUGAAGUUUAUAUUUUUGACACUCUAACCCCAACAUGGAUCUUGCCACAAACAAAAGGCUUGGCUCCUGUCCCCAGGAGCUGCCACGCUGCUGCCAUUUUAGAAAACAAAGGCUAUAUCUCUGGUGGUGUGCAAACUGCUCAGUUACAGCUUUAUUGCUUAGACCUGCUGACAUGGACAUGGACUUGUUUGGUGAAUUCAGGGUGUUCAGUGCCAAUGGGUCGCACUAUGCACUCUAUGAUCGCUACACUGGACGGGACGUUGUUUGUUUAUGGAGGUUCUGGGACAUACACAUCCGUUCUUAAUGAUGCCUGGCAGUAUAAUUUACACACAAAAGAAUGGACCCAAAUGGAUCACCAACAUAAAGACAAACCCAGGGUGAGCCAUACCUCGUGUCUCGGGAAUGACAGUGACAUUAUUGUGUUUGGAGGAUGUAGAAGCUCGAUUCUCAAGACGGACCCAAUGGACAUUUUCAGCUCUCCAUGGCAUCAGCACUGCAGUGAUGUGGUCGUCUUUCAGACCCAGCCGCACCCUCUCUCCAGGUAUGAUGCAAUGCACUCUGGUUAUGUGAAGACUGUAUAA
Molecule: messenger RNA, 1200 nt
Organism: Periophthalmus magnuspinnatus
Lineage: Eukaryota; Metazoa; Chordata; Actinopteri; Gobiiformes; Gobiidae
Product: kelch domain-containing protein 1-like
Exons: 14
Coding region: 1-1200 (399 amino acids)
Molecular function (GO): protein binding
Source: RefSeq, a predicted model, not a curated record